GCAAGACAGAAUAUCAAACAUGGUUACCAGUUGUUUGGAGUUUUAAAUAUGAUACAAAAAUGUAUUUAGAUUAAUGUUUUGUUAAAAAGGAUAUCAAAGUCGUAAGUGCGAACUACAUGUAUUGAGAAAUAAUAUUGUGAAGGAGAAGGAAAACAGCGGGACAUAUCGUAUAACGGAAAUCUAAGCGGCUUGAAGCCAUGGAAAAAUCGCAGCAUUUUCACAGAGCCAUGGAACUGAAUUUGAGCAUUGGAUCAGAAAGUAUGCGGGAAUUGACACGAAAAUACCUGAAAGAUAAGGGUGUUACACUCAAAGAACAUUUGCAAGAACCUACAGUUAAACAAAUACUAGAAAAACUUCGGUUGUUUCCUGAUCAAAAACAAAUCCUGGCAGAUCCAGACCCAACACUGAGCUCCAUGGAUGUUUCUUUACUUACUAUCGUAUUGCUAAACACAUUCCCUGGUCAAAUUAAUCAAGGAGAUAAAAAGUCUAUUGAAGGGCUUAAAGAUAAGCGAAACCAGUUGUCUCACAAAGUUAAAGCAGAACUCAACGACGAUAAACUAUUUAAAGAAUCUAGCCAAUUAAUACUGACAAUUUCUAAAUCUAUAGACAGGACUUUUAACCAAAACAUGGUCAAGAGUAUCAACGAGCUGCGUAGACGAGAACUUGUUCGCACGUGUAGCAAUUUAGACAGAAUUCAAAUAAACAAUGAAAUUUAUAUGUUGAAGUUAGCAGAGUCGUGUAGUACAGAUCAAGUUGACAGGGACAUGGAACUGAUGAUAAAAUUUGGUCUGACUAAAUGGAUUCGUCAGUUAUCAAGAGGUGUGGACGUUGCUGAAUUUUUGAAAAUUUUGAACACUCAAAGCAUAAUUAGCGAAAUACCCAAAAAGAGGGAUUUUGAGCAAGAAUAUUCAAACGAAGGACAAAUGCGACUGCUUGUUCUUCACAUGGUAAACCACGGGACAAAGAUGAUAUCAUAA
This is a messenger RNA of Mercenaria mercenaria, 977 nucleotides long. RefSeq lists its product as uncharacterized. Bases 198 to 977 code for a protein of 259 amino acids. The record is from RefSeq and is a predicted model, not a curated record. NCBI's taxonomy places the organism in Eukaryota, Metazoa, Mollusca, Bivalvia, Venerida, Veneridae. The transcript is spliced from 3 exons.